AGGUCAAAAUGGGAGAUGCCCCCAAGGGUGGACAUACAGACAGACACAAUGGUGGUGGCUAACCAAUCAGACAUAGUGGUGGUAGACAAACAGAGGAAGAUGGUUGUAGUGAUAAAUGUGGUGAUACUGAAUGACAGCAACAUCAGGAAGAAGGAACACAAGAAGCUGGAGAAGUACCAAGGGCUCAGAGAAGAGUUUAAGAAGAUGUCGAGGGUAAAUGCAACAGUGGUCCCCGUGGUAAUCGGAGCACUCGGCGCAGUGACCCCCAAGCUAGGCGAGUGGCUCCAGCAGAUCCCAGGAACAACAUCCAAGAUCUCUGUCCAGAAGAGCGCAGUCCCAGGAACAGCUAAGAUACAGCGAUAAUUAGUAAUCAGUUAAUGCAGUCGUUUUGUUAAACCCUUUGAAUUAAAGCUGAAAGUCUGCAUUGACUAUUUGAUCUGUAACCACUGUGAUAGUGUACAGAGGCAAAGCUACAAAAUUUAUAGAUGUAUCUGUAUUCACUCGUUGCUCAUUGUUACUUUGAAAUAAUAAUCCAAUACUGAACACACCAUAUGCUCAGUCAUACUGCAUCAUUAAGUUGAAAGUUCAGGAAUAUCAAAUUAAAGAUUUUCAGUAAAAUAUGAUUAUUAUUAUAAUUUUGAUUGAAAAAUGAGAAUUUUUAAUAACAAUUACUGGGAUUAAUCACACAUUCUGCUCAGAUUCAGGUCAAACAACACUUACAACACUUUGCACUCCUUCUGGGAUGACCACAGUAUGUGAGAGGAAGCCUGCUGCUUUAUCACAGUUAAAGUUAAACUUAACAAAGGGACAUGGACAAAGUUUCAAAGCUUAAAUCCAGUGUUCUCUGCCUUUCGUACCUCAGUGUUGUUAUAACCUUUGUCAGGUGUUAACAACAAGCUGGAAAACAUCUGUAGCACAGCUGUUCGGGAGUAAAUGUAAACCAUUUACUGUUAAAGUGCAAUUUGUGGCAACAGCCCUGUAAUCAUCAGGGUGAUGCACAGUUUUAAACUGUGUUGCCAACUUGCUCCAUCUCCAAGACCCCAUAUUUCUGUCUCCCACCUGUUGCCAUUUUUGUUCCUUGAAUAGAGUUACUUCAGAAAUCAUGACUCAAAUGAGUUCCUGCUUGCUUACAUGGGCACAUCAGGCAUUAUUCAACACCUACACAAGCUGAGAGCACACCAAGUGGAUAUCCAUUUAGUGUCGUUUCCUCUCCUUCCUCUCUUACUUUCUUCUGCUUUUUUCUCUCCUCUCCUCUCCUCUCCUCUCCUCUCCUCUCCUCUCCUCUCCUCUCCUCUCCUCUCCUCUCCUCUCCUCUUCAUCCACCUCCCCCUCCCUCCCCCAUGCACAGCAGAGGGGAGAUUGACACAGCGUUUUCAGGCCGUGGUGUAUGAGUACAGUAGCAGAGGAGAGUGCGCACAGACAGGAUUACCAUCGGCGAAGGAGGCAGCGGAGGACAGCAAAGGAUUAAAGGAGAGACACGGCGAGGAUGAAACGAUGAAUAAGCGAUGAAGGAGUAACUAGAGGAAACUAUUCAAAGAAAGGAAGAAUUAAAGAAGUGGUCACACACCUCAUGAACUUAAGGACGUUGGAGCUUUGCCCUGCAGAGUGAGAGCGAACUAAAAGUACAAGCAAAAGAAAGGAAACAGCUGAUCAUUUGCAAGGGGUCUCUUCAGUGGCCUGAACACCACCUGCUGUGAAGAGACCAGAUGUUUGGGAGUAGGACACAGUUUGGCCUCCCACUGUGGCCCUCUACCUGUGAUCACUGGUGCCAUGGGAACAAGUAGAGCGAACAGGUACAGCAUUGUGUCUGAUACUUUACCAGAAGAAGAAAGGCAGAAGAUCUCUAGCUUAGGACUCCAUAACGGCCACAGUUCACCCAGAUUCAGACUGCACUUGGCCUGCACCUCAGAAGGAGAAGACAGGAGGAGGUCAGGAACCUCCGCUAUCGUGCCCAGCACGACGGAGCAAGGAGUGAUGAACAACUACAACGGAAAGGUUUUGACAAGGGGCUCCAACCAAGUACGGAGCCGAUUUGUGAAGAAAAAUGGACAAUGUAACGUUGUGUUCACCAACAUGGAAGAAAAGGGGCAGCGCUAUCUAGCUGACAUCUUCACCACCUGUGUGGACAUCCGCUGGAGGUACCUGUUGGCUGUAUUCUGCACCAGCUUUCUUGUCUCCUGGCUGUUUUUUGGUUUAAUCUUUUACACUGUUGCCCUGGCACAUGGGGACUUUGAAGAGCACCCUACACUGAAGGGUGAUGGACUGGCAGCUGGAGGUCUGCACGGAGCCACAUCUGGACAUACAACUGGAGAGCAAGCACAAAGGAUGCCCUGCAUACUUCAUGUUCAGGGGUUUAUUGGGGCGCUCCUGUUCUCCAUGGAGACCCAAACUACUAUUGGUUACGGAUGGCGCUGUGUUACCGAGGAGUGCCCUGUUGCUGUGAUAACAGUGGUGAUACAGUCCAUAGUAGGCUGCAUCAUUGACUCUUUCAUGAUUGGCACCAUUAUGGCCAAGAUGGCUCGGCCAAAGAAGAGGAACCAGACCCUCAUGUUCUCCAAAAACGCUGUCAUUGCACUGCGUGAUGGCAAGCUGUGCCUCAUGUGGAGGGUGGGGAACCUGCGGAAGAGCCACAUUGUGGAGGCUCACGUCCGUGCCCAGCUCAUACGUUCGUAUGUCACAGCUGAGGGUGAAUUCAUCCCUUUAGAGCAGAUGGACCUCAAUGUGGGCUAUGAUGAGGGCACAGACAGGCUGUUUCUAGUAUCUCCACUGGUUAUAGUCCACGAGAUAGACAAAGAUAGCCCCUUGUAUACUUUGAGCCGAGCUGAUCUGGAGGCAGAUGACUUUGAGGUCGUUGUGAUCCUGGAGGGAAUGGUGGAGGCCACAGCCAUGACCACCCAGUUCCGUAGCUCCUACCUUUCCAGAGAGAUCUUCUGGGGUCACAGGUUUGAGCCUGUGAUCUACGAGGACCGCGACCGCUACAAGGUAGACUACGCACGCUUUCACAAGACAUACGAGGUGCCGUCAACGCCCCAUCUCAGCGCCAAAGAGCUGGAUGAAGCUGCGAGCAGGGCUUCUUCUGCUGCUUCUCCUGCGUCUGCAUGCAGAGCCACAAAAGACUUGAUCCCCAUGUCGCUUAGCGCCUUCUGCUAUGAGAACGAGGUGGCAUUGAGCUGUGGGGAGGAAGAGGAUGAUAUAUUUGACUCUUCUCAGAUUGUAGGGAAGGAGAGGGCAGAGGAAAGAAGGACUUCAGUUUCUGUUGACUUCCAAAAUAUGUUCCACGACAACUCGACUGUGACUUCAGGCAGUCACAAUGUCAUGUGUGUUCUUGACAUGGACAAUAACCAGAUGGAGUUUGAUAUCUUACAGACUGCAAUUCCUCUUGAUCCAGUGACCUAUAAGAACGAGCAAGAGAUUCAGUGAGAAGAGGGAGGGUAUGGUCUUCCAUGCUCCUCCUGUUUCUGGACCUGUUUUCUGCAUGUCCCAUACCCCUUUUGCCUUUCCAGUGUUAUUUUAUAUUCACAUUCAGUGGUUCAAAAGUAAGAAAUGUUUCCUAAAUAGUUUUGUGAUGGAAUUUCUUUUGUCAAAGGUUCUUUGUACAGAAAAGGUCUGGCUGGUUAUUUUGGCUCCUGGCAGGAUUUUGGCUCUUUUAUUAUGAUUUGACAAAGCACAGUGGCAGAAAAGCCCACAAACUUGGACUAAGAAAUGUAUAUUUUGCAUAAUUAAAAUGUUCUUUAUCUUAAUUUAAUUUCUAUGUGAACAUAAACAAUAUAUUUUAUGAAAGAAAUAGCAACUCUGAUUUGAAUUCUCUUUUUUAUGAAGAGAACUGAAGUUCUUCAAGUUUUAUGCUCGAUAAGCCGGUUCGUGGAUUUCCGUGGUCAUCAUGCUGACAAUAGUUUCCCACAUUGUCUUUUAUAUUUCCAUUUGUAUUGAAGCUUGUUUCUACUGCUGAAAGAAGUCAGAAUUUUUUGACUUACAAAUGUAAAUUGAAAUGGAAAAUAUUCCUGUGCUGCAAAUGUUGAAAUUUAGAGGAGAGAAGCUUCUAUACAAACAUUCAUUCAAAUAUAUUUCCUAAAACUGCCCUAUAAUAAGUUAUUUAGCAUACAUUAUUGAUAAACUUUUUGAUUUUGUGCAGUAACAAAAAAAAAAAAAAAUUCUAAGUGCAAUCACUAAGUGUAACAGAAGAUGUUUUCUGAAGAAUGUGAUAAAGUUUCCUUAAGAUAAACUUAGAGGGAUGUCACUGGAUUUAACAUCUAAUGUUUAAAACAUAGUUUUUAGCUUAAAGAUGAUUUGUUAAAAUGCUUAAUUUUUAUUAGUGUAUACAGACUAAAAUAACUUUAUCCAGUUAGCAUAAUGAAUAAAAAGCAGAGUACACUAUAAAAAAUUGUGUAAAAAAAAUGGGAAAAUGUCCUGGUAAUUUUCUGCCAUUACAUUUUUAAUGGAGGUUUGCGUAUUUGGUAACUGGUAAAUUCAUUGUGUGAUUAAAAAAUAAAGGAAAAAACUCCUUAAAAAGUUAAUAUUGAAAAUUCUUUGAUUUUAAACCAGAACAUUUCACUGUAUUUUUACAGAUUUUUUUUUUACUGUGCAGAUUUCUUGAUCGCUCCCUUCUGAGGAUUUUUUUCUUGGUUUGUUUCUUGUGGAGGUUGCAGCCUGUGAUUACAGAAUCAAUACUGAGAAUCGGCUUAAAAACACAUUUGCUCUGUUACUGUUCGCCAAAGAAAGGUGUGGAGUUGGAUAACAGUGGCCCGUGUACAGUACUUGUGUCUAUGAUAGUAGGAAGCACAACAGGAAACAAAGGGACGGAGGCUGUUUGUGCAGUCUCAGGAAGUGCAAUAAGUAUUUGGAUGUGGGUGGAGGGGAUUAUUACUGAUGUCUUAUGAAUUGUUUCAGACAAAGUCGACAUGAUGAUUGUAUGAUAGAUGACAUGAGAAGUAAGUUUCCAAUAUUUACUGGGAAAGCAUGCUGAGAGAGCCAAAUGAUAUGAUAUAUGACAAACGUUUAUCAUGGAAAAUACUAAAAUACCUGUAAAUAAACAUUAUUUAUUUUACUGAUUGUAUUGUCAAAUAUUUCCCAUCAAUUAGUUUCAGACUGAGGCCUGAACAAAUAUUUAUAAUAUAUUUACCCUGUGGCUUUUACAUGCAGUAAUCAGACUGUACCUAAUGAUACUACAAUAUUCAGUCUGAUGGUUUUUAUUUUAUUUUAUUGUUUUGUUUUGUUUAUUGAGACUUUAUGAAUUUAAUUAUUUCUUGCUGACUGCUAGCAGGCGUGUUUGUUUUGUAUUAAUGUGAAUGUGUGGGAGAGAGACUGGAUGUAGAAACGAUGUGCAUCUGAGCAACAAACAGUAAAUAGUUUGAGUUUUCACAAUGUUUUAUUGUCAAAAUUCUCAAUCCAGAUAACUAGGAUUAUAUAAAGCAUGUGUAAAGCAACUCAACUGACAAACAUACACUGCCAGCCAAAGUAAAAUACUUACUAUGGUUUAAUGCAUUCAUCACUGCAGGAUGACAAGAUAAAAAAUACAAACAUAACUGACUUUUAAAUAACUUACACUUUGAGCAUAUCAGUUUCACGUUUAUCGUCAUGUUUAUUCGUAUUUGUAAGAUUUUUUUUGACGAUACAGUGCAAGUUUCGGUGUAAAUGUUUUUGGUUGCCCGAGUACAUCUUGUAAAUAAGACUGAAAUCACUAUCUGUAAUACUUUUCUUAAACAUUCAUAUGAAAUCCAUAUUUAACAUGUUUAAAUUCAAAUUUUACAAUUGUGUGAGUUUGAUUUGACAAUGGCACCUUAAAAUACGGAGGACCAAAACAGCCAAAAAUAUAAAUGCUUGAAUAAUGACUUAAAUUAACAUAUGUAAAUGCAAAUGUGCCUGAUUUGGCACAUUUGAUGGCAUAUUCAUUUAGUUAUCGAUCUGACGAAAAGCAGGUGAGCCACCGAGAUGCAAUAAACAGGUCAAGUUCUGGACUUCCGACUCUGACUUUUUUUUUUGUGGUUGUUCGUGUAUUUUCUGAAAUUUUACUUCAUAUUUAUUUAUUGAGACACAUACAUUGUCGGUUUUGGUUCUCCAUAUUUAAAUGUCAUCAGAUUCGGAUUAAAAUGUUGUUAAAUUUCUAUACUUGUGUACAGAUUGUUUUGACAUGAACAUAGGCAAAAAAAAAUACAAUUUUAAGUUACUCUAAAAUUCUUAAGCUUUUUUUAAAUAAAAAAAAGUGAAAACACAUUUUUCAAAAGGUUUUGACUGGCAGUGUGUAAAAGUCUUUAUGUAAUGUCAGUUCUGGAUUGUGUAAUACUUGACAGGAAUGGGUGUUAACUUAACAAGUAAGUGUUUUGUAUCCUUUGCUAUAAAGUCUUCCUGCUUUGUAGAAAUCAAAUGAUUUUCCAUUCCUUCCUUGGGGAUAAACACGCACUGAGCAAACUACUGUCAGACUGAAAUAAGCUGAAAAGAUAAAAAAAACAACAACCCUGAGGUACAAAGCACUUUAUUCUUUCUUGUACAAUUUUUGAUGUUGCAAAUAAAUAUUUCUGUAAUUA
Messenger RNA from Oreochromis niloticus (Nile tilapia), 6521 nucleotides. It is a transcript of the gene kcnj4, whose product is annotated as potassium inwardly rectifying channel subfamily J member 4. NCBI's taxonomy places the organism in Eukaryota, Metazoa, Chordata, Actinopteri, Cichliformes, Cichlidae. The record is from RefSeq and is a predicted model, not a curated record. The transcript is spliced from 3 exons. Gene Ontology annotation, cellular component: plasma membrane. The coding region runs from base 1771 to 3420 and encodes 549 amino acids. Gene Ontology annotation, biological process: potassium ion import across plasma membrane; regulation of monoatomic ion transmembrane transport. Gene Ontology annotation, molecular function: inward rectifier potassium channel activity.